GAUAUAAGAGAGGCAGCCAUAGAGGGAGAGGUGACAGAGUAGAUUAUCCUCCUCUCCUCCUCUCUGCCAGCCUCAUCAUGUUCAUGCUGCAGAUGUUGACUGUUAUCUCUCUGACUGUUAUUCUCCUGGCAUCUGUGGAAGGUAAAGGCGUGCAGAUGCAAAGGGAUGUCCAGUGCUGUAUGUUGUACUCCCAGGGCAGGGUGCGUACCAAAGAUGUGUUGCGGUUUGAGGUGCAGACGGAGGGGCCCGACUGCAGUAUACACGCCAUCAUUCUUUACACGAAGAAGGCGGUGAAGUGUGCAGACCCCAGAGACCGGAAGGUGAAGAGGUUGCUGAGAAAGCUCCUUCGGAGACAAAACAAGGCCCACCGAAUGUGGCUCCUGCCUCAUGACAACCUGCCCGUCAUGUCAGAGGACAAGAAAGAUAACUGGGCGGUACUCAAAGUGGAAUGAUGGAGCACCGACAGAUAUGGAGGAAAGCUCAUAGUCAUAAGCCAAGUAAACUCUCAGCAGCUCGUCAUUUUACACGGCGCGGCUUGUUGACUCUCCAGUCGUCUCGUGUCUCUCUCUAUCUACACUAUCCGUCUCCCUGGGACCAGACCUGGGCAGCAAUACAUUUAAAUGGCUUUAGAUAUUUAAACAUGAACUGUGCUUGAAAUAUUCUCAAACACAUGGCUGGAACAGUCUCAACAGAGGAGUAUUUACUUGUAAGAUAAGUUGAAUUGAUUUUGUUUUUUAUAAUGGCUCAUACUGUUAUUUGCCAGAGUCUGCCUGGAAGUGUCUCCCUCUGCAACAUUACUUCUCGUGAGUGAUGUAGAAUCAGUGAAAAAGGUGUAAUUAAGAAAACGAUAAACGAGCAGUGGUAUUUCUGUUUAUCAUAUAAGAUAUUCUCUAUGCUUAUUUGUGACUUGUAUACCUUCAGUAAUGUGUUUAUAACACUGCACAAAAUGUAAGCCAGGUGAAAUCAAAGUGGGACUGGAGAGAAAAUUUCACCUGAUACAACUUCCUGUGUCACACAAAGAGCAAAUGUUCCUAGUAUUUUGUCCACUCUAUGUAUCGACUGUUGAAAACCCAUAAAACCCCAGUCAAUCUUUUAAAAUGAGGCCCUAAGGCAUCUAUCAGAGAUUUAAAUGUCUAAUAUUUGCAGUUUACAUUUGUCUUUUCCACAAAUAGUCCGUCACUAAACUAUGCCAAAGUAUUCAUGAUUCAAUUCACCACAUGGCAAGGCUGUUAAAACUUAGAGGGCUCAAUUGUGUGUGAAGCACACAAGUAUUGUAUUGUAGAAGAAUGCACUGUAUGUUAUCUCAAGUGAACUAUUUUAUAAAUUAAUCUGA
Anoplopoma fimbria (sablefish) is the source of this 1333-nucleotide messenger RNA. It is a transcript of the gene ccl44, whose product is annotated as chemokine (C-C motif) ligand 44. The record is from RefSeq and is a predicted model, not a curated record. The transcript has 5 exons. Gene Ontology annotation, molecular function: chemokine activity; CCR chemokine receptor binding. Gene Ontology annotation, biological process: cellular response to type II interferon; G protein-coupled receptor signaling pathway; inflammatory response. The coding region runs from base 78 to 452 and encodes 124 amino acids. Gene Ontology annotation, cellular component: extracellular region. NCBI's taxonomy places the organism in Eukaryota, Metazoa, Chordata, Actinopteri, Perciformes, Anoplopomatidae.